GAAACCGCGUGGUGGAAGCUUCGCGAAAGCGCGCGGUGGAAGCUUCGCGAAAGCGCGCAAUAGUAACCAUUCUGAACGAGACCCGUCGAUGUGCGAGUAGUGCAGUAACGAUUAGUUUUCGAUGUAUAUCGAACGUGUCGUGUGUGUGGUGUGUGGUGUGUGUGUGUGUUUCGCUAAGAAACAAUCGCCUUUUAGUUUCAAUGAGAUUUCGCGCACUUUAAUUCACCAAUCUCCUUUUUUCCGUUAUUAAAAUAUUAAUAAUGUUCGGGGUAUAAAUCGCUCGCUCUGCGAGCACCCGAUCGCCAGAAGUGCCCACGUUGACGGUAAGACGAAUUAUUACGAGACUUGGUGAAGUUCCUGACGAGUGAGGGAGGAACGAAAAUAUGCGUACCGUCGGCUAAACUCGUUUUGCGCGCACGCGUUCUUAUGUGCGAAAACGAUUCUCAUUUGUUAAGAAGUUAAUUGUUUGUUUCGUAUCGUGCCUGUGAGCUGACGCCCGUAUCGCGUUCGUGAUUGAGUAGCUGUUUCGCGGCAAGAUCUCCAUCGUUCGCGCGCAAGAUCUGCGACGUGUUUCGUCGGACGCGAUUCAAGAUUUCCGUCGCGAAACUACAUCAUCUAACGUGCAAGAGCAAGAUAUUCGCUCGCCUGAACGUCGAUCGAUUCGUAGUAUCUAGCUAUUUUGUCCAGCACGUGCUGAAGCGGGAUUAAAUAUGGACUUUUUGAUGGAAUUUUUGGCGUAUUGCAUUCGGUUGAAAAACCGAAUAAUAAAGUACCUCGAACAAAUAUGCCGUCCAUAUAACGAAGAAGAAGAGUGGUAUCCAGAUGAUGAUCCGUAUAGCAUGCAACUUCAGGUGUUUCCCUCGACAUCUCGACAACAUCAAAUCCCUAUUAACAUGCGAAUGGCACAUGUGACCACACAAGUAAUAUUGACCACGCAAGAACAACAAGAACAAAAACAAGAAGAAAACCAAGAACAAAAACGAAAAGAAGAACAAAAAGACGAAGAAAACCAAGAACAAGAACGAAAAGAGGAACAAAAACAAGAAGGAGAAACGGAACACAUUUCAAAGCAAUCUGAAGAACCGCUCGAGGAACGCAAUACCAUCUUUGAGCGGCCACUAGAAACAUUAUUCGUCAAAGAAAACAGGCCACGUUUUAAGCGAUGCAAAGUCAAAAUAACUUCCAAACAUCCCAAGUUCCCCUCCCUACCGCAUUGGGCACAGGUUUACGUGUUAGCCUCGGAAAGGAGGGAAGAGUUUACACAUCGGACGCUGAAACAAGGUGGCGAAACAGGGCGGCCUUGCCGUUAGCCCGGAAGCCUUGUCCCGGAGUCGAUUUAGAGCCUCUCAUCUACGAGCAACAAUAGAGGAAAGAGAAGCCAGGGCAGAGGGACAGAGCAAAAUGGAAAAGAAGCACAUGACAAUUAGCCAGAAAGAAAGGAAGAAACUACGGCAAAUGAGGAAGACAGCUGAUAAAAAUCAGAAAAUGGAUGUAACAGAUUAUAGAAAUGUCUUGUUUUAAUAUGUCUUUUUCACUUUUUCGAUCUAUUUAGAAAUAUCUCAAAAUUACUGUGAUUGUAAUUGUGAUUAUAAUUGUAAGAUAAUCUUGAUGGAAGCAUUUUAUUCCAAACAGUACAAGA
Messenger RNA from Odontomachus brunneus, 1639 nucleotides. Its product is annotated as UPF0746 protein DDB_G0281095-like. The record is from RefSeq and is a predicted model, not a curated record. The transcript has 10 exons. The coding region runs from base 711 to 1310 and encodes 199 amino acids. NCBI's taxonomy places the organism in Eukaryota, Metazoa, Arthropoda, Insecta, Hymenoptera, Formicidae.